AUGGAGAAAGACAAGAGCCCCAAUCACCAGCUUCAAGAACUUGAGAUUGUCAUAACCCAAGACCCAAAAGAAGAAGGGAAGACAAUGAAAGUGAAGGUGAGAGAGGAGGAUAAGUGGCCUUUUCUCUUGAGAGUACAUGUUGGUCACUUUAGAAUAAGCCUCUCUCUGUGUAGCCAAGCCCUUUUGUUGAAACAAAUGAAACAUUAUUAUCCUUCUUCUCACUUCCUCUCUCUCCUCCCUUCCUUUGCCUUCACCCUUCACUGGGCCUUGGCCUCAGUCUCGCUUCUCUCUCUCUCCCUCCUCUACCUGUGCAGGUGUGCUCGACACUGGGCUGCGGUUCAAGCAGAAUUUAGCAGUCGCUUACGUGUUAACUACCUUUUUGCCCCAUCGAUCUCAUCCAUGCUUUUGCUCCAAUCAUUUCCUUUCUCCUCACGUGAGCUCCGUAGCCCCUUUCAUAGGGUCUGGUUUUGGGCCUCCAUAGCACCCGUGAUUGCUUUGGACCUGAGGAUAUAUGGGCAAUGGUUUACUCGGGGGAAAAGGUUCAACCUUGCUGCUGUAGCUAACCCGUCGGCCCACCUUUCGGUGAUUGCAAACUUUGUUGGUGCAAAGACUGCGGUUGAGUUAGGGAGAGAGGAGGUGGCUCUAUUGUUGUUCUCGGUUGGCACGGCUCACUAUUUGGUGCUCUUUGUUACUCUCUAUCAGAGAAUCGAUGGUUGCGGCAUUCCCCGAACACUAUAUCCUGUGUUUUUCCUUUAUGUGGCGGCACCCAGCGCUGCUAGUCUCGGAUGGGGAGCUAUUUCCGGUGCCUUCGAUAUUGCUUCCAAGAUGUUCUUCUUUCUUGCUCUCUUUCUCUUCACUUCAUUGGCAGUGAGACCCAAUUUCUUCAGGAAAGCAAUGGGGAGCUUCCAUGUGUCCUGGUGGGCCUAUCCCUUUUCUCUCACUAUGUUAGCAUUGGCUUCCAUUGAAUACGCGGAAGGCAGCACGGCACACGUGCUGAAGCUGUUACUAUGCAUCACCUCCAUACUAGUAACAACAGCAAUGGUGGCCCUCACCGCUUUCAACAUGAAUUCGCUUUUACCCAACGAUAUCAUCCUCUUCCCAAACAACCUAACCCCACCUCUCUCUCCCUCUGAUAUCAUAUUUCAACGGGAAAAGGAAAGAAAGCGCUCGACUGCUGCGGACACCCAUGCAGUGUCUUUAGAUAGUGGGUGUAUUCGGAGGCGAAAGGGUGACAAGCUUCAUGUGGUGUCAGAAUCAGGAGGGGUAGUUCCUGAGUCUAAGGCGGCUCGUGUGGAGACUGAGGAGGAUGAAAGCUCUAAAGCAACUGCUCCAGAUAAGGGCUCAGAUGUCAAUGUGGCCUCCAUGCAUGCGGAGUUUAGUGCCUUGACCGAGGCAGGGGCUAUGGCUGGAGGAGAAGAGCCUGAAGUUGAUGAUGCGCCCGAGCACCAAGAGAUUGCUACUCCCGUGGCCCCAAGUCAUGACGAUGAGGGGACUGAGCUCUUUGUGGCUAAGUGCAAGAAGUAUGCCUAUGCGAAUGACUCGGCCUUUGAGCAGCUAUCUGUAGUGUUUGGUCCGCACAGGAUUAAGAAGGAAAAAGGAUCAUGCCGGGGAAGAAGUCCAACAAAGUUGACAACGGAGGAAGGGGCCUGA
Amborella trichopoda is the source of this 1650-nucleotide messenger RNA. Its product is annotated as S-type anion channel SLAH4. The record is from RefSeq and is a predicted model, not a curated record. Gene Ontology annotation, molecular function: voltage-gated monoatomic anion channel activity. NCBI's taxonomy places the organism in Eukaryota, Viridiplantae, Streptophyta, Magnoliopsida, Amborellales, Amborellaceae. Gene Ontology annotation, biological process: transmembrane transport; intracellular monoatomic ion homeostasis. Gene Ontology annotation, cellular component: membrane.